CUUUUUUCAGCUAUAUUUGUACAAGUUUCCUUGAUUCUUUUCUUUCUUCUUCUUCUUCUUCUUCUUUUUCUUAAAUAAAAUAUUAUUAUUAUGGCUCAUAGACUAGGUGGACGCAGAAAGAAUGUCAAGAAAGGAUUUCAAUUCACUUUGAUGGUUGUAGGUGCAUCUGGCACUGGUCGUACUACAUUUGUCAACACCCUUUGUGAUUCCAAUGUCUUGUCAAAGAAAAUUUGCGAUAAUCCUGAAGAUGCUCAUAACGAAGAAGGUAUCACUAUUAAGCCUGUCUCUGUUGAAUUGGACGAAGAUGGUGUAAGAAUCUCCCUAACCAUUGUUGAUACGCCUGGAUUUGGUGAUAACAUUGAUAAUGAGAAAUGCUUUCAAGAAAUUGUUGGUUAUUUGGAAACACAGUAUGAUGAUAUCUUAGCUGAGGAAUCAAGAAUCAAACGUAAUCCUCGUUUCCGUGACAACCGUGUCCAUGCUCUUUUAUAUUUCAUUUCUCCAACUGGUCAUGCGCUUCGUGAGAUUGAUAUUGAACUCAUGCGUCGUUUGAGUCCUCGUGUGAAUGUAAUUCCCGUUGUUGGUCGUGCUGAUUCACUUACUCCACAAGAACUAAAGGACUUUAAGCGAAGAAUCAUGGAAGACAUUGAACACUAUAAAAUUCGUAUCUACAACUUCCCUUACGAUGUAGAAGAAGACGAUGAAGACACAAUUGAAGAGAACAGUGAAUUAAGGGCUCUUUUACCUUUUUCAAUCAUUGGAAGUGAUGAAGAAAUUAUUGUGAAUGGUCGUGCUGUUCGUGGAAGACAGUAUCCUUGGGGUGCAGUAGAAGUGGACAAUCCUCAUCACUCUGACUUUGGUCGCUUAAGGUCUGCUCUUUUGAGUUCUCAUCUUCAAGACCUCAAGGAAAUCACACAUGACAUCUUGUAUGAAAACUAUCGUACCGAAAAACUUAGUCGUACAGUUCAUGGCGGAGAACAAGAUGAUGCUUCUUUGAAUGUAGAUGACAUGACAGGUCAAAGCAUGCGCUUAAAGGAAGAACAUUUGAGAAAAGAAGAAGAAAAGUUACGUGAAAUUGAAUUGAAGGUUCAACGUGAAAUUCAAGAAAAGAGAGCCGAAUUAAUGAACAAGGAAGAAGCAUUGCGUAGUUUAGAAGCAAGGCUUUCACAAGCUCAGAUAGCUGAUGCUUAAACUUAAUCACAAUAAAGAAUGAGAUACCUUUAA
Messenger RNA from Gilbertella persicaria, 1221 nucleotides. Its product is annotated as Septin-domain-containing protein. The record is from RefSeq and is a predicted model, not a curated record. Gene Ontology annotation, cellular component: septin complex; cell division site; septin ring. The transcript has 13 exons. Lineage: Eukaryota; Fungi; Mucoromycota; Mucoromycetes; Mucorales; Choanephoraceae. The coding region runs from base 91 to 1188 and encodes 365 amino acids. Gene Ontology annotation, molecular function: GTP binding; GTPase activity; molecular adaptor activity. Gene Ontology annotation, biological process: cytoskeleton-dependent cytokinesis.